GCGAGGGAACAGGUGUUGAACGUGUUCACCUGUGCGGGAGCGCGCGAGCGUCAGCUUGUUGGACGCUAUAGCCUAUGUAGGUGUCGGUGCGUUCGUUGCGGCUUUUACUCCGUGAAGUGGUUAAACCAACUGAAAAUGUCAUGUUACAUUUGAAGAAUUUGUUUGUGUGGCGUUUGCGGACGUUUUAUUCCGUUUCUGUGGGAAUCUGUUCACUUUUCUAUGGCUAAGAAAAGAACUGAGGCGUCCGGCUACUCGAGAUACAGUUAGGUUUUAAUGAAAACAGUGACUUGGGCUAGUUUAGAAGUGCCAUAUUUGAUGAGAAACUAGAGAGUGAAAUAACAACAACAAAAAAUUGUUAAUGUAUCUAAAAAUAUAUCGAAUUUAAAACUGGUGAAUUGGGAAGUAGCCUGUUUAAUUCUUACAAAGUUGGACCAAAUGGACGAAAUGAAGAAAAUGUCAAACCCAGCCUGCUUUGCCCUGUUACUGACCGCAGUAAUUGCCUGUGUGUGUGGCGAGUUUAUUCAACCCCCUCCGUCCAUGGCACUGCGUGCCUUCGCUGAGGAUGAGACCCGACUGCCGUGUGAGUUUAAACCACAGGACGGUGCCAAAGUGAUACAGGUGACCUGGUCUGCAGAAAAGGCCAAGGGUGUCAAGGAGCAGGUCAUCACCAGACACAUGACAGAGGGACUUCAAGAGUUUCCUAGCUUCGCAGGCCGUGUGCGCUUCACAAGUUCUGAUCCAAUUAAAGACUCAACGCUGUUGAUUCUGAGCACAAGGGAGUCGGAUCAAGCCACGUACACCUGCCACAUCACCACUUUUCCUUCAGGGAACUUUGACAGACAAAUCAGCCUCACUGUCUGGAGGAUUCCCAUCUCCACACUGGAACCGGUCAUCCUGGAGGAGGGUCAGUCAUUCCGAGCGGCUGCCACCUGCCGUGCGAUUGGUCUCCCUCCACCACGUCUUACCUGGGACACCGAUGUGCCCGGCCAAUCACAGAACAGGAGCUCAGAGGACGGGGUAGUCACCUCCCAGUACUCGCUGCACCCUCUGCGCAACAUGAAUGGCCGCAAACUGGACUGCCUGGUGUGGCACCCUGCUCUAGAGCACCCCCGCAGGCUGAGCAACACACUGGUCGUGCACUUUCCUCCUGAUGCUAUGGUUUCUGGUUACGAUCAGAGCUGGUCAGUCAAUCAGAAGGGAGCUGAGCUCAAGUGCGAGGGUGUAGGAAAUCCUCAACCACACAACUUCACCUGGACCAGGAAGGGUGGGGUUUUGCCCAAGGACGUAUCUGUGGAGGGGAACAGGCUCGUUUUCACUCGUCCCCUAAAUAAAACUGAUGAAGGAGUGUAUGAAUGUGAGGCCAGAAACACAGUGGGAUCGGUGAAGACAGAAGUUAAUGUCAAGAUCCCAGUGACCAAACCUUCCCAGCUCGAGGCCUCUUUCAACAACCUCCUCCUUAUCAUAGUGGGUGGAGCUGCUGGGGCUUUAGUAGUCGUCAUGGCGAUUAUCAUCCUUCUGGUUACCUGCCACCAUAGACGCAGGACCAGGAAACUUAAAAGUGAGCUCACAGAGAAGAAGGAAGAGAUCAAUAAUCUUUCAAGACAGAACUCUAUGAGGAGACUUAACUCAGUCAGUACUGACCCCAGGAUACAGACUGAAGAAUCCACCCUAAUCAGGAUGAGCUCUCCUAUAAAAAGCAGUGUCUUUUCACUAGAGGAGAAUUCCAUCAUAUGUGAGCACAGAGAUGGGUUCAGAGAAGGAGAAUACGACAGCCUCGGCCGUCCAGCCAUCUACCCGUCUUGCCACUUCGAGCGAGGGAGCGGGAGGAGGAAACAGACAGAGGUGGAGAAUCAAGACCACAUUCAAAGAGUGGCAUCCUAUGUAAAGAACUAUAGUAUGACUUUGGAUGCAGAACUUUGCAGGGACCAGAGCCCUCCACCCUUGUCCAUUAGCUCAGGGGGUUCAAGAGAAAGAGGGACGGGAAACGACGUAUGGGGACAGAGAGAAGGCAUGCCAGAGGGAGAGGAGGGAGAUUGUACCUCAGACUCGCAUCAGAUUUCAGAGGCAAUCUCAAACUACUUCCACUACAGCAACGGUGUCCUCCAGCCAAAACCCCACCCAAACGCUAUACUACUGCACAAACGUGGUCAGAUCAUAUAAUGAUGAAGCGAAAGUGCUUCUACACAGCAAGUCAUUCCUGCAAUCUUUUCAGGCCACCAGUAAUGAGCUUUGGGGUCAAGUGGAGCUCAUCCUGCUUCCUGCUUCAUCUGACCAACAAAUUAAUUCAACACUCCCUGGUGCACGUGUUAAUACCAUAAGCAGGUUAGCACAUCGAGAUCAAUGGUCACUUCAGCUUUUUACUCUACUCACAGGGUCAUGGGUCAUCUACAGGUCAUCUGCAGUCUACAAGUCCAGAUGUGGAUCCAUCAAGAGAUUUAAGCAGAUCAACAACUUGUUAAAAGCCUGAGCUGAUGAAUGCAUCCAAAUAUGAACUAGCACCACUUAUGUACUGUAGCAGUUCCUCAGUUGGGUCUUGUGCCUACAUUUGGAAAAUUGCCUGAUUUUGCCUGAAAUGUUACUCUUUGAUAUCUGCUGAUACUUUUUCCACAAUUGAUAGGUCCUUCUGAAUACAAGACAAACUUUCAUAUAUACACCUUAUUCAGAACAGCAUAAACUUUUGAAGUACAUCUGUUCAAAAGAGGUAAAUCAGCUGGGUAAUUAGCCAGUUACUUUCAUAAUCGAUUUCCUUGCAUGUAUUUUGCAAAAUGAUGGUCAAAUGUUUAUUAAAAAAGUGUCUUCUUUUAAAAAGAUUAAAAACAAAAACAGAGCAGAUGGAAUGGA
Molecule: messenger RNA, 2841 nt
Organism: Ictalurus punctatus (channel catfish)
Lineage: Eukaryota; Metazoa; Chordata; Actinopteri; Siluriformes; Ictaluridae
Gene: nectin4b
Product: nectin cell adhesion molecule 4b
Exons: 11
Coding region: 436-2160 (574 amino acids)
Biological process (GO): homophilic cell-cell adhesion; heterophilic cell-cell adhesion
Cellular component (GO): adherens junction
Source: RefSeq, a predicted model, not a curated record